AUGGAGUUGCUUGACCUUCCAACUGAACUAAUCCUCAUGAUCGAGGAACAUCUUCCCACGAAAGCCGAUGUCUCUGCCUUGAUGAGACCCAAUUCCGCCAUGUUUGUUAUUCUCCAAAAGAGACUUUACAGACUAACGAAGCGGCCUGAGGUUGACUCCAAUUUGAGAUGGGCAUGUGAAAGGGGGAACGAAGACCUGGCUUCUGCGAUGCUUGACAUGGGAGCUGAUAUUAUGUUCAGCAUGGAUCACCCCGCGCCGUUGAGUAUUGCUGCAAUCGGUGGUCAACUCAACGAGAUCAUCGACGCCGUGAACAAACGCAUCGCCGCCAUCGGGCAAGCCCUGCUCGGCGAACACAGGGUACUCAUGGGGAACAACAUGAUCGAAAGGCCGAGAUGGUACCCAGGCGAUUCAGACCCAGACCCCGAGCCUUUUGUCCCAUUAGCCACAGUCGUGGCCUGGAGUCGCGUGGAACUGAGUGCCUCCAGUUUGGUUUGGGCUACCAGAGGAGGUGCGCAGGUUGUUGGAGCAGUCCUGGAGGCCCAGCAGUGA
Penicillium mononematosum is the source of this 549-nucleotide messenger RNA. RefSeq lists its product as uncharacterized. The coding region runs from base 1 to 549 and encodes 182 amino acids. The record is from RefSeq and is a predicted model, not a curated record. The transcript is spliced from 2 exons. NCBI's taxonomy places the organism in Eukaryota, Fungi, Ascomycota, Eurotiomycetes, Eurotiales, Aspergillaceae.